This is a messenger RNA of Haliotis rubra (blacklip abalone), 9356 nucleotides long. RefSeq lists its product as uncharacterized. The record is from RefSeq and is a predicted model, not a curated record. Gene Ontology annotation, cellular component: cytoplasmic side of apical plasma membrane; cytoskeleton. Gene Ontology annotation, biological process: positive regulation of hippo signaling. NCBI's taxonomy places the organism in Eukaryota, Metazoa, Mollusca, Gastropoda, Lepetellida, Haliotidae.
GUUCAUGAAAGCAAGAAAUCUACAAAAGAACUUUGGAAUGUAAGGUAUUCGCCUGUAUAUUCGCUAAACCAAGGUUUGUUUUUAAAAAUGGACAGUACAGUAUGGAAGAUAAAGCACUCAUGAUGAAAUGUAUGAUAGCAGCUCCAGUAGCUGUAAGGUAGGGAGGAGGUGGAUGGUGGCAAGUAGCCCCUGUUGCCGGUGAGCUAGGCCAGAGCCCCGGGCAGGGGAACAUGUCUGCAGCCACUGCAUCACACUCCUCAGGCAAGAAACGCAAGGUCGUCAACGUUGUCCUUCUCAGUGGAGAGGAAUAUGUCGUCACUGUUGAUGUCAAGUCAAAAUUUCAAGAAGUCUUCAAUCAAGUAGCAUCCCACCUCAGCUUACGAGAAACAGAGUACUUUGGCCUGGCUUUCAAGAAAGAUGACGAGUACAACUUCGUGGUGCUGGAAGAGAAGAUUCACAAACAAGCUGGCAAACGCUGGAAGACUGCUCCAGGGGAGGGUUAUGAUUCCCUUGGCAAGCCCAUGCUCACUGUCUGGUUCAGAGUGCAAUUCUACGUGGAUCAAGUUGUUCUAUUACGAGAGAAGGUGACGCGGCACUUGUACUUCCUGCAGCUGAAGGAGAACUUCCUCAAGUACGUCCAUCUCUUCAGUGAGGAGAAGUGUUUUGAGCUGGUUGGCUACGCACUGCAAGCUGAUUAUGGAAACUAUAUACCCGACAAACAUCAAGAUGGCUAUUUUGACCCAAGGAAGUACUUCCCUGCUUGGAUUGUUGAGAAGCUAGGUAUAGCUUACCUUACAAAGCAUGCACCAUCAAUACACAAGGACAUUCGACACACGACCAAGAGUGAUGCAGAGCUGCGCUUUAUCCGAGAGACGUCCAUAGCUCCGGCUGCCCAUAAUGUCCAUUUUUAUAAGGCAAAGAAGAAGAAGACAGACAAAGUGUGGAACACAUGGCUUGCAGUCUGUGCCAAGGGGGUUGAGGUCUAUGAGGAACUGGAAGGGGGAUUUAAGAAUUGGAUUUCUACAUUUCUAUGGCCUGAUAUAGGGAAAUUGUACUUUGAUAAAAAGAAGUUUGAGAUUCGAACAACAGGGGGAAAUGAGAACACAAGUCGUAAGUUCACCUACUACACAGAGGUUGAUGGAAAGUCCAAAUACUUGCUUAGCAUCUGCCGGACCACACAUAUGUUCCAGUUGGCGAUCCAGCCCAAACUCAUGGAGAUCAGACACCUUGAUGCUGAGGAUCAGAGGCGUUACAGAGAGUCCUACAUCUAUUCUGAUCCCCGUGACAUGGUCACAAACGGGGGUAUAGUCCAGUACCGUGCGACCACUGCGAGUAUGUCUCCGAAAAAGUCUGGUGGAAAUCAGCGAUAUUCCGUCAUUAGUGAUGCCAGUUCAGCCACCACGUCAGGCAUCGUCAGUGACAAGAUGACCAUCAGUUUUGAUGAUAGUGAUGAUCAUGGUAAAGAGAUAAUGAUUGACUGCCCACCUCGAAUACAUGGCACCCCCGGGCAGGGACGGUCAAAGUUUGGACAGCUGACUGCUGGUGGAUUCCCCAGCUACAAACAGUCAGGAAUGACCUCUGUGAAUCGCAGCCCAGUGUUGCCUCCACACUCUCUAGAACUGUACAAGCCUCCAGCCUCCAGGACCAGCAGUGGCCACAGCCCAACUGGAGGCAGCAUGGCCGUACCAGAACUCUCUCCUGUCAGCAGCAAUGGAAGUUACAGAGCCAAGCUGCAGCAGCAGCAGCAGGCGUUGUUCCCUACGCGUGUGCCCGGAUACCCUCGUCAUUUGUCCUCCUCCUCGGCAGAGGACAAGACUUCACAGCCUGUGAGUCGGAGCACGAGUCACGGAGAUAGUUUCAAGGCAAUGCAAACCCAGCUUCAGGUUCAUACAGAUAAUGUGAGUCCAUCUGAGGAAGGAAAGAUGUGUGCCAGUGCAGAGCAUAGUUGCCAGAACUCUCAUGAACUCAAAAUAAGUCCUUUAGAAUCUUCAGCCUAUGCAAACAUACAAGCAAGUUUGAACAAUUCCCAGUAUGCACCUCCCCCUGCCCCUUCCCCAGGUCCCGUGAACCCCCCGAUAUUGACUGACAAGACCCCUUCACCUAGCAGUAGUGCAGGCCUCACUACCCUCAUGAUGACCGAGUGUCCUGACCUGGAGCUGAGGGAGGCUCAGGAGGAGUAUGUUCCUCCACAAUCAUUUGUGGAAGGUGGUGCUGUCAGUGAACUGCCAGUAGACUCUUUACAGAGCAUGAAAGUGCUGGGAGACACAGUGUCCAGUUCUGUGGUGGCAGGGCCUGGAUACAGCACCGUGACAACAGGGAUGGCAGAAGCUGUGGUUGUCACUGCUGAAGCUGGUGGAGGAGACACAGCUACAGGCGGACAGGACUCAGGGGAUGAGGAUCCAACGAAACCAAAGAACAACAUACAGAUAUCUGUAAAGAACCAUCGUGAAACCCUUCAUCCGGAACUGGCAGAAAUCUGCGGCCAGUCCCAUGCCCUGUCCCUUCCUCUGAUCACAGCAUUAUGUAACGACCAGACCCUCAUGCACACCAACAGCGGUAGUGGUUCCUGCGGGUCGUACGACACAUCGACGCUGAGGUCCACCGAUUCGCGCCACUCUAGGAUAUCCCACGACACCGACUCGCGGCGCUGGUCAACCAGCUACCCCAGCACAGCUUCCACCAUGAUAUCGGUGCCGACAGGCGGUCGUCCAUAUAGCUGGCAUAGUGAACAUUUCGACCUAGACACUCAGCUCAGUCUCACCCAUGGCCCUGCUUUCCAACACCAACCCCCCUUGGACAAUCACCGUAGUGUGCCUCAAGACCUGUGCUCUCCCAGUAACCCUACCUCAUCGUGGACUCAUGCCAUAGCAUACACUAUGCCGUAUGCAGGCUCGCUUGAUCGUUACUCUCCAGAGCUGAUUGCUCAAAAUCACAUGAUACCCCCUCGGUUGUCUAGCGGGGGCCAUAGUAAGACUGAUGGCAACUUGAGUCACAAAGCAUUAAAGGAAAACAUUGGCAUUGCGUAGCCAUUUUUAUUUCAAAACUAAGAAGUGGAGAUUUCAAUCUCAAGUAUUGUGAGCUAGCAGCAUUGUCACCAGUUAUCUCCCCUUAUAACAGAAGUCAGUCAUUGUGUUGUUUGCAAGAAGGUCAGAGUUGUCAUCGUUGUUUAUUCAUAUUCAGGAGCAUUGUAGAUAUUCAUUCCAUUUAUAGCAAUAUUUCAGAUUUGCAGUAUUUUAAUUAAUAUGCAUGCAUAUGAAGUAAUCUUGCAUAUUUCUGUGAACACCGGGGGAAUAUAUAUACUUUCCUGUGUCAUUUUUUUGUAUUGGGCAAUUGUCUGUUGUCAUAAUGUUUGAAGGAAUAAUUUUAUGGCCCAAAUUUAAAAGUUAUUUUUCUUUUUUCAUAAUAUGCAUUGCUCAUUUGGGCGCCACAUGUGACAAGAGUGGUGGAACUACCAUUUGUUGAAGUAGCUGAAGAAGUUACACAUACUGUUCAACAUUUGCAAGGGCAACACAUUUAACUAGAGAUGACUUUUUUGGUCCUUAAAAAAAUGAGUUAUAUAAACACUAUUUCAAGUCAACAAUUUUCUAUGCCCUCUUGUCAAAAGUUAAAGAAACAUCCCCGUCAACUUGAUUGAUGUCGUAUUCAGUCCUCAUUCAUUUCUCUCCACAUUUACCAUUGUAGUUGUUGAGUAUGUCAUGUUCACAGGCCGUUUGAUCAAACACCUCUUACAAGGUUGCAGUGAGACUAGGAAGGUAUUGAUGUUAUGGUUGCAACAUGUUAGCAUAGUAAUACAGGGUAUAUGCAGUUCAUGGAUUGUUAAGGAGAUUUUCUCUCAGCAGUAAUUCUGAAGUGAAAGUGAAUGUGUUUUGAGGGCUGGUUGAGGCCUUUCAGUACAUGUUGUAAACACACUGACACCUGUGGUCACACUACGCUUUCCCAAACUGAUAUAGAUCCCUUAGAGUAAACAGCAGAAGGCAUUAACCUCAUGGGCACAGUGCAGAGAAAAUCUUUUCAACAUGAAAUAUGCUGAAUGUGCAAUAUAUGAUUGCAGUUUUGAUGCUAAUGGCACUUUUUUCUGAUUCCCUGUCUCGGUGAUAGCCAGUUGCUACUGUUCAGGAAACACAGUUCCAGUAUCACUGUUGCCAUUGAAUUUGUGUAUGGUUACAUGGUAGGUACCCUUUAUGAGAAGGGAGUUGGAAUAUAGCAUAUUAGUUUGCUACAGAAAUUAUAUGUCGUCAAAGACAGAUGUAAAUCUUGUUCAAUAAGUUGUCUGCAGAGCAGAAAGAUGAGGGUGUUUUAAAGUUUGAACAGUGUAUCUCUAAAAGCUGUGUUCAUAUCUGAGGUUAUCGGAUGCCUAAAUUACCUCCCCUUGUUCCUUUGCCCGCCAGAGGGAAGUGCCAGUCGUAUCUUUACAUGCAGUCGUUCUGGUGAAGUGACUACAAUAGUCGUCGGCAGUGAAUUAAAACAGCACAUUAUUAUCAAUGAAAGAUUACACAGUGUUGGGGAAACUGUUUUUAUUCUCUGUAUUUGUGAAGGAAGGUAUUCAGCUACUGAAGGCUUCAUAAUCAUAUGAUGUGAUAUUUUUGUUUUAUAGUAAAGAAUAUUUAUUACACAAGUUCUUCCUUGGAAAUGAGAUUAGGUGGAGUAAAUAAUUCUAUGAUAUUCUCUAUUGAGUGCCUUGUGAUUUUGAGUUUGAAAAGUUCUAGAAAAGCAGGACUAGUUUAUUGUUAUUAAGUAAAUUCCUAAUAUCCCCACAAAGGGACUGAUGCAUAGUCUGAUAUAAUGCAUAUGCAUUGUGAUGAAUAAUUCAUAAUAAUUCCUGUUGUUAAUGUCAGUUUCAAAUGAACUUGCCUUCAGAGGUCAGUUAGAACAGAAGAGAAACAUUGUGAUAGGUUCCUACAUUUGAGCCUCUGGGCCAUCAUUGGUCAUUCACUAUCUCUACUGACAUAAGAAUAUUGAUAGUCUGAUGGCAAGUUCUGUUGUUAUUUCUUUUCAGGAGUUGACUUUCUUUCAAUAUCUAAAGCAUAUUAUCAGCACAGAAUAAUUGUACUAGAUGUGUAUAGUUUGUUCUGAUGUAGUGAUUAUGCAAGAUAUUAACCCAGUAGUUUAUUUAUGUCUGUGUACCAUAAUAACGUGUGCCGAUGUGAACUUGCUAAUGUAUACCAUGAUAUCCUAACUAUGCAUGUGCCUGUCGCCCUUACAUAUCUAAUAUGUUUUAUGUGUAGAACGUUUAGUCUAGUGCAAUAUGUAUAUCCUUAAGCUUUGACACCGGAACUUAAAACUAAUUGAUAUUUGCAUUUCAUGAGAUUUUCUCAGGUUGGAGUUUGUAUUUAUUAAUAUUAUUUGUUGCAGAAUAGAAGCUUUAGGCGCUAGAUAAUGGUAGAUAUUUAAAAAUAACUUAUCUGAUUAGAUUUCUCAAAUAGGAUAUUGGAAUGAGGUUUUGCACGGUAAGCUGAUAAAAUCUUUUCAUGUGCAGUAUAAAAGCAACAAAUAUACAUGUGGGGUCAUAUGUAGUUACUGAUAGAAAACUCUGAUCUUGGGUAAUGUAAGUUUGAGGACUAAAAACCUGGGAAGCUUCCUGUGCCCUUGUUAUUGGUUAGGGACACUAUAAACAUAUUUUUAUGUAACACUGCACAUAGAUUUCAGUUUUAAAAAUAAUGAUCUUCACCUCUUCUAUGCAUGUGUUUACUGCUGUGGGUAUCAUGUUUAGUCAUCUAUCCUCUAUGACAGGGACGUUUGGUUAGCAUGGUGGGUAAAACGUUCACUUGUCAUGCCAAAGACCUGGGUUCAAAUCUCCACAGAUGGGUAUGAUGUGUGAAGACUUUUUUCUCAUGUCCCCAGUCAUGAUUUUGCAGGAAUAUUGCUAUAAGCUGAGUAAAACCGUGCUAGCUCACAUGUUUAUUAAAGCCUACAGAUUUGUGACAGGUUGUCAGUAUAGUGUGAGAUUUAUCUAAAUGCCAACAUUCAGUGGGUGUUUCAAUGUCCAUGGAGUCAGUUCCCCAUGCUUGAAUUCAAGUCUUCCAACAACUUGUUAGCUGCACAAUAUUUAUUUUACAAAUAUGACAGUUGUAAACCAAGACCAGUAAUAUAUGUGAAUGUAAGUAUUUUAAUAAUCAAAGAAUUACUAGUACUUUUGUAACUCACAUAGAUGAUGGUGUCUGAUGUUGAAAUUAACCACAUUUGAGCUUGUAGUUACUUGCAGCAGAAAUAGCAAGGCCAGUAGCUUGUAGGUGCAUCAUGAGAUGCAAUGUACAAUAAAUCAAAACUUGUGAUAAUACUUUUAUUUACUGAGAUUUUGGGAUAUGCAGGUUUAAUUACUAAUUCAACUUUACACUUACAUUUGUAAAUGCUAUAUAUACACAUUUCCCUUGAUAUUCUCCCAGCUGUAUGGCCCAUCUUAUACAUUUGUUAUGUUCAUGUCAUGUUUGUAUGUUUUUUCAUAAUAUUAUUGAAUCUAAAGGAAUUAUAUUCCAGAACAACUGUACCUUUACACACAAAUACUAUCUGUACUCAUCUGAGAGGGACAAGAAAGAAUUGCUUGCUUCUGGGUAGUGUUUUUUACUCCCAACACAUUAAUGUAUUGCACAGAAAUUUGAAACAAGUCCAGCUUUAGAUAUUUAUCCAAAAUUGACCAUUUUAGCAUUGAAUUAAAUUAAACUUCUCCAAAACAGUAGCUUGUUGAUAACAGGAUCCAGUCAUCUCUUUCAGCCCAGUGUCAUGGACUAACUGUAAACUUGACAAAUUUUCUGAUGAAAUGUUUCAUAUGUGUAUUUAUAUUACCGACAUGAACUUUAGACCAUGGACAAACUUACUGUUUAUAUCAUGUUUACUUUUUCGACAUGUGUAAAACGUAGUUGAUAUGUAUGUAUUGGUGCGUACAGACCAUCAAUACUUCACCAAAUUGUAUACAAGACCGUGAAGUGCUGUUGAUACGGAUUUGAUCUCUAUGGUCAGGCAAAGGACACUGUAUGUGUUAUAAAGUACAUACAUGGUCUAAAAAAAAUAAAAUUGUAAAUAUGUUUCUUUGUCUAAAAUAAUACUUCUGUUUGAAAUUUUCAGGUACUUCCAUUCUCGUUACUGUUGUUGACCGUUUAGGUGUCAUUAUGUUAAUGGUUUCUACAUUCAACAGCUGGAACUCGACACUUAAAUGCCCUAUUUACUUACAAAUGUUAGUCUUUAGUCAACAUGGAAAGUGCUCAUUCAUAUUCAGUGUUAUAUUUCUACAGUCCUUGUUACUUUUAUAUAAUGUAGAUCUGAAGUCGAGCUGUAUCAUUUUGUGUCGUCUCUGUGUUCAUCAGUGUUGAUAUGGAAACAUGGCAUUUCAGUACUUCCACCACUUCUUUUGUCGUCAUGAUUCUCAGUCAUUUUGGAUAAUCCAAGAACUAGUAAAGAAGUCCUGCUUGUUUGUUCCCACCUUUAUUGCCAGAAGAAGCAUAGCUGAAGUAGGUACAGCCAAACCCUGUUUAUCUGGAAACCCUAAGUAUAAGACAUUUGCAUUUGAGAACAUCUUCAUAUGUACAAAUGACAUUAGUCCAUACCUGUAAGUUGUACAUCCAGAAAUGUGUUCAUCUGGAUCAUUUCAAAGGUGACAGUAUUGCCUGGAUUAACAAGGUUUCACUUUACACAAUGCAGAUGGACUGUAGGGGUCAAACUUACUGUGGAUGUUACUACCUGAAUGGAAGUGUUGCCACUUUAUGACGUUCACUGUUUCUUAAAGGGUGUGUAUUUACUUUAUAUCAUAUCUUCAAGUAUUUUGUGCAAGAUUUUCAGAUAAGUUGGUUUUCCAGGCAUAAUCGUUUUUGUUUUUUCCAAGAAAAGUAGUGGAGUGGGCUCCUGACUGACGAUUGGAUGUAAAUCAUGUAAGAUUGCAUUUAUUAUUUGUGUACUCACCUAGAUCACACCUUUGUCAAGCAUUGUGGCUUCCACAGGUGGGUUUGAGGCUGAGAGUUACUCCCCUUGGAAUGUUUUGAUAGUCCUAGUUAUGUAACCCGUGAAGGUUGUGAUGCAAGAUGCAAGUGUCAUAUUGAUACUGAUAGUAGCUGACCACAGGACCAGGCUUCAAUAUGUAUAGGAUAUUCAGGUCCACAUUAAGAAUCCUCAAUGAGAGCAGAGAUGCAUUUUAGUUCAUCCCAAACUGUGGAUACUUGCUUUGUUACAGAAUAUCCUCAGUAAGGGCAUGGGUGAUAUGUAUGCGAUCCCUUGUUGAGGAUACUUAUAUUCUCAAUGAGGACUUGAUGGAAUAUGGAUGGCCCCUCAUUGAGACUGAUUGUAGAGUUGCCCAUUCAUCUGUCUUAAAUUAUGAUGCCAGAUUUUCUGAAAAUAUCCUUAAACUGAAACAUGCUGGUAAAGAAAACGAGUGUGGAAGAAUCAUGUUGGUAUUUUCCGUGAAGUGUGUUGCCUGGCAGUAGCCUCUUCCCUGCAGUUGUAUAUUUAACAUAUCAGGCUGCUGUUGCUAUAUUGUUUCUGUCUACACACUUCAUGAUUUUUCUGCUUCAUACAGGUAGUCAUGUAACAGAUAAGGUGGACAUGGUUACUGUCAAAUACAUCCAUAAAAUUCUUUUUCUCAUUCAUUCUGCCAUCUUUAAAAUAUGAACUCAUGCUCUCCCAAACAGACUGUUUUAUGUGAAAAUAUUCUUUAUGAAAAUCUUAGUUUAUAUUCGGAACAAAUAUUAUCUCAGCACAUGAGGGAACAGCAUCUUUCAGCAGAGCAGUUGCUGUUAGCUGUGCAAGAACUUUUACUUGAAAUUGUACAUUUUCUGAAUAUUUCUGGAACAUUUUUUUAUUGCUGUGCCGUUUCAACUGAUAGUUGCGCAGAUUAUAUGGGUAUGGACCUCCUUAUGUGUACACAGCACAAUGUUUUAGGUCCAAACCCAUGGGCUUGGCCAGUUGCACUGUACCACAAAAAGGUGCUGACAUCCAUACACUAUUUGUUUGACCAACAUGCCUUCCAAGGAUCUUAUAAGAAAAUGUCUUCACCUAUAAUGCCAACGAUGUUACCCUUACUAUUGUUGAUACAUCUAGUUCUACUCAGUUGAUGCUGACCGCAAUGGCCGCCAUUUGUAUGUACAUUAUACUCAUUCCGCAUAUCUGGCUCAAAGCGUCAGUAAGUCAGUCAGUGAGUGUAGGUGGAGACAGUGUCAGCUCUGCUGCUGCUGCCGCGGCCCACUGUAAGUGCUACAGGACUAGCCAGCCGGGAUGUUUGUGUGUUAGCAUUCUGUGUGGCUCUGCAGCCAACAUUGGUUACUGAAAUAGCCAGAUAUCAAAUAUUGUUUAUGAUAUUCCAUAUUGAAAUUGUCCAUUUAUCAUUAUAUAUAGAUAUAUGAAUUUGUAAUAAAGAGUUAUAUUUCGUUAUAAAA